GGACCCCAAGGAGUCCGUCCUCAACACCUUCAAGCUCUUCGGCCCCACGAGCACCGUGAACAAGGACAAGUUUAAGCAGCUCCUCCUGACCCAGGCGGGUAAGUUCUCCCCGGGGGAAGUGAGGCAGCUGCCCUGGUUGUCACUGUCACCAUCACUGGACCCUGCCCACCCUGUCCCCUCGUGUAGAGUAGUUAACGGUGACGGGAACAUCGACUACAAGUCCCUGUGCUACAUCAUCACCCAUGGGGACAAGAAGGACGACUGA
Messenger RNA from Leptosomus discolor (cuckoo roller), 265 nucleotides. NCBI's taxonomy places the organism in Eukaryota, Metazoa, Chordata, Aves, Leptosomiformes, Leptosomidae. The record is from RefSeq and is a predicted model, not a curated record.